Pseudozyma flocculosa PF-1 is the source of this 2736-nucleotide messenger RNA. RefSeq lists its product as uncharacterized. Bases 1 to 2736 code for a protein of 911 amino acids. Gene Ontology annotation, biological process: actin cytoskeleton organization. The record is from RefSeq and is a predicted model, not a curated record. NCBI's taxonomy places the organism in Eukaryota, Fungi, Basidiomycota, Ustilaginomycetes, Ustilaginales, Ustilaginaceae. The transcript is spliced from 2 exons. Gene Ontology annotation, molecular function: small GTPase binding; actin binding.
AUGAGCGCCACCUUCGCUACCGCCGCUGCUGCCGCCACCGCCUAUCCCUACCACGCGCUCCAGGCCAGCGCUACCAACCAACGACCACCAACCGCAGCCACCGCAGCCCACACAGCGAGCCCGCAAAAGAUGGCCCCGGCGAUCCGCCCAGGACAGUACUCGAGGGCCCCCACCCAGACUUCGGCCCCCCUCGAGCCUCACAGCCCCUCGAAGAGCACCUUCCGCAUCCUAUCCCAGGGUGGCGGGCUCGACCGCAGCGAUGGCCAGGGCGGCAGAAGCAUCGAUCCCCGCACCGCGCCAAACAAGGAGAACAACCCGCCAACCGUCUUUGCAGCAAGGCCAAGCUCCCCCUCUAAACCCGCUUCCAGCGGCUUUUCGAUCGCAAAAAGCAACCCGGUCAUCGACCCCAAGUAUCGGCUGCGCGGCAACUCGCCCGAAGACACCCAGCGAACGGCCAGCAGCUCUAGGCUCAAAAUCCGCACCGCCUCCUCGUCCCACAGCCCGUCCAAGGGAAGGGCACGGAGCCGGAGCCGCAGCCGGCUGUUUGGCGGCAGCAGCAGCAGAGCCGCCUCGCCCGAACCCAUCGAGGAGCCGCCAAAGACGCGCGAGGAGAUCGACGACAGCUUCGUGCGACUCCUCGACGAGAUGCAGGUCCAGCCAGAGCUCAGGAAGAAGCUCCUCUCGCUCGACUCGACAGUCAAGCUCUCGAUGCUCAAAGGCCAGGCCACCCUCAGCCUGUCUGGCAUGGGAUUCGACGACUCGACCAGCGGGUCGCCGACCAAGUCUCGACAGCCGAUCCCGGCCCAGAUGCGGAAAACCAAGAGCAGCGCCAACCUGCAUGACGAGCACGGCUCUGCGUUUGGCGAAGACGACGGCGAGGCCCUGCAGCCGCCCAACCGAUCGCAGAUCUUUGGCGGCGGUCGCAACUCGCGAAGCGCUUCCGGUGGCUCGGUCAGCUCCAGCUCCGAGCACAGCAGCGCAAAGAAUAGCGCAAAGAGGGGCAGCAUCGACGUCUUCCAGGGCCUUCGCGGCGGCCUCAAGUCGCCCAACCUCGGCCAGGGCGGGUCGCUCCUGUCGCUGCAGAGCACCGCCACGGGUACAGGCGGAAGGCAAAGGGCCAUGUCGUUUGGCAAGGAGCUGGCGCUCGGCAAGGAGACGCCGGACGCGUUCGCCGCCAUCCUCAAAAGCGUCGAUGCGCGCCGGCUCGACGUCGACAAGGUCAAGCGAAUGCGGGCCGUCGUGUCUUCCGAGUCGCCCGCCUGGAUCUCGCAGUUUGUCGGUCCCGAGUGUGGCGGCUACGACGCCAUGCUGGUCCGCCUCGACGAGCUGCUUAGCAUGGAGUGGCGCGAGGAGCAACACGACGACAAGCUCCUCCACGAGCUGCUGAGGUGCUUUGUCGCCCUGAGCACCACCGAGGUCGGCCGCGGGGCGCUCCAGCAGCAGGCGCCGACGCCCUUCAAGCAGCUCAUCGACCUCCUCUUUUCGGAAAAGAAGCCCGGCGAGCUGCCGACGCGCAAGCUCAUGGUCGACCUGGUCGCCCUCGUCCUCGACCUGCAGCUCCCCGCGACGGCGCAGUCGGCGACGAGCCCGCUCAACUUUCUGCUGCAGCUGCUGCAGAACCCCGUCGACCCGGCCAAGGAGGCCGUCGUCGACUUCAUCAAGCAGACGCACACGCCGCGCCCCUUCAAGGUCUACCUCACCGAGCUGGCCUCGGUCUGCCGCGACUACUUCUGGGUCUUCUGUCACUCGCAGAACCGCUACUGGCGCUACGAGGAGCUCGACGUCGAGACCAUCAAGACGCCAAAGGUGCCCGGUGGGAUGACGGGCGGCGUCGAGUUCGAGGCGAUGGGCUAUCUUACGACGCACUUCCGACUGAUCAACUCGAUCGGCGAAGCGCUGGCGCAGCCCGCGGGGCAUGGCCCCGUCGCCACACGGCCCGACAUGUCGGCGUACGACUUUCACGCGCACCUGUUCGCCUCGGGCAUGGAGCGGAUCGUCGCGCACCUGCGCCGCUCGUCGCAGCACUACUACUCGCCGAUGCACCUCGAGCUGGCGCGCUACAUCUCGCUCGCCACGGCGGCGCGGUACGCGCUGCCGCACCACAUCACCGACUGGCUGAUGCCGUCGCGGAAUCCGGCGCCCGCGCCGACCUACCAGCUUGGCAGCCUGGGCACGGGCUACGGCUUCUCGGGCCAAUUUAUCCACUCCCUGGUGCCCGCUCGUCAGUCGUCGAUCGAGGAGGAAGCUGCGUCGCCGCAACCGUCUGGCGCGGGAGGGGUCAGGGCCGUGGUAGCCAGCGGCGAGUCGGCCCAGACGACGGCGGCGACCAACGCACCCGCCAUCCCGGCGCACCAGAACCUGUUCCGCGGCGCCGAAGUCGCGGUAACGGCCCACAACGGCCGAGCCUCGCCGACCAAGGACAAGGACAAGGACGUCUCGCCUCCUUCACCGUCGAAACCCUACGCAUCCGGGCGCUGGCUCGCCAACGCCAGCAAACCCGGGCCCGCUGCCCCCGCCUCGACCGCCGCAGCAGCAGGACCGAGCGGCAAUCUGCCCAAUCCGCACUCGGUGUCGCCGACGACGGCGCAGAUGGAGCUCGCGCCGCCGCGCCCGCUCGGCCGGGCCGCAGAGGACUCGGUCGUCGGCUCGGCCAUCAAGAAGUGGGAGUCGCGUGCCAAGCCCGCCGCCGCGCCUAACCCGUCUCGAGCUGGUCUGGGACUCGGUUGGGCCAGCUGA